Molecule: messenger RNA, 2611 nt
Organism: Stylophora pistillata
Lineage: Eukaryota; Metazoa; Cnidaria; Anthozoa; Scleractinia; Pocilloporidae
Source: RefSeq, a predicted model, not a curated record
UUGAGUUUUAUGCAGAGAUGAUUUACAAACAAAAAUGAGAUGAAAGUGGUCUGGAUUGUUUUAUUCGCUUUAGCGAUUGCCUUCCUUGGCAAAGGGAGUUCUUUACCAUUACAAUUACUCAAGGAGGGGCACAUUUCUCCUUCACUACCUUUAGAGUCUAUCAAGCACAGAAAUAAUCGGGUUGUAGGUGAUUUGGGUGAGCUAUCCGAUAGCACUCAUCGCGAUCCUGAAGAACCAACUGGAGGGCCUGUAUACGGGGCUGAUUUUGGUGAGUGGGCCUCUAGUGCGCCUAAAGAACGAGGGUUAAGAUCAUCUUCCAUUACUCCAACUAAAGAGCCUGAUACGCAAUCAGACAACAAAGAAUGGAGAUCUGGAGAUUUUGAAGGUAUUGAACCUGAUUCGAGAAGAGACCCAGAUGCAAUUCAAGAUGUGGAUCUUGAAGCAGAAGCAGAUUAUACGCAUUGGAGCUCUGGAGAGGGGGGCUUUGAUGCAGCUCAAAAUAUUGAGCCAAAAGCAGAAGAAGAUGACAGAGAGUGGAGCUCUGGAGAUAUUGAAGAUACGGAACUUCAUCCUGGAUGGAGCUCUGUCGCAACUCAGGGUAUGGAGCCUGAAGCAGAAACAGAUGACAGAGAAUGGAGCUCUGGAAAUCCCAAAGACGCGGAACUUGGUUAUGACACAGAGAUUGAUGAAUGGGAUUCUGAAAAUUCUGAAGAUAUUAAACCUGAAUCAACAACUGAAGAGCAAAAAUGGAGCUUGAGUACAGCUCAAGAUAUCAGAGAAGCGGAACUGAAAAACCAAGCAGAUUUACAAAGAUCAGCGAGAUCUGAUUUUCCAUCAGUUGAUGAUCCUGUAGUAAAGUAUGCCAACGUGUCUGAUGGCAAGAAGCUUUUUGACCCAAAGCAGUUUUUCUCGAAUGGUCUAAAGAGAAAAAUACCACUAAGUCCAUCUGGAGACGGAGAUGCCAUAUUUAUUAUACAGUUCCCAUCCAAAGGAAAACCACCUGCACCGGUACUGAGUAAGAAAGGUUACGAAAAUAAAAAGAAGAGAAUCAAAGUGUCAUCGCCUGGUGAUGGGGACUUGAAUCGAAAUUCGGUUUCUCAGUUGAAUUCAGUUGACCAUGGUUAUGGUCGCGCAACAAAAGUGAAAAAGGAAGUACCGGAGAAGGAAAAUUUGGUUUCAGUCGCUGGAGCUGUUGUUGGCUUUUCCGUCAUAAUGAUUGUACUUUUUGUUGCCUUUUUUGUAUUUGCAUGGCCAGUUCGAAAGUAUUAUACACAUCUAUCUAAGCGCACCAAGAAUAACGACCAUUAUGUGGGAGGUGGACCUCACAAUGAAGAUGGACUGAUAAGUAUCAGAGUUGACAGAGGACAUCCGUUCAACCCUCCAGCUCAGCGGAUACCAAACCCUCCACCACCACCACCUCAAUAUUAUCAAGUACCAGGCGGAAUGGCUCAUAGAGAGAGCAUCUACAACCAAAUCGUAUGGAGGACAUGGGCGGACGUUGCCGCUGAUGACAGAAAGAGAGAUCCAAGAAGUGCAGAGAGGAGAAAGAUUAUCAAGAGAGAGACUUCUGAAAGAAGAGAUUCCCUCGCGAACAGCAUAAAAAUUGCCAAAUUGAUUAUUGAUGGCCAUUCAAAGAACAAAAAGAACGAGAAGAAGGCUUCUCAGAAGCGACGUAUUGUUAAAUACUGCACUUCUGGAGGCGACAACAGACGAAGAAUGUCUCUUGCAGAGGAGCUUGAAACCGCUCGUUCCAUAAUUUCACCAAAUGCAACUCAGCGUGAGAGCUUGGAACGAUCAAUGAAAAAGAGUCGCUUGAUUAAGAAUCAGCUGGCUGGAAAAAGAAGGCUAUCAUUCUCAGAUGAAAUCGGUGUUGGCAAGAAGGUGAUUGUGGACAGUGGGAGGAGGUAUGAAGUACCACCAAUCAUUGUCCAGGAGAUGCUUGGCGCCCAAGUGCCUCUCAGUUCCAGACGAAAGAGUUAUAGCUACUCUGAUAUUCUUGAAGACCUGUUGAAGACAAAUGGAGGGCAGUCGGAAAUGUCAAGUGUCAAAGGUGGUCAUAGUAAAGAGAUGGAUGAGCUGGCCAGUAGUGGCAUAGCUGCACUCACUUUGGACAAUGAAGACUCAAAAGACUUGGAUCAUACAUCUACGAGAUGCGGGACCAAGUAAACUUCAAACCAUUUUGUAUAAUAAGUGUCUGCGUACUUUAUGGAGAUGUCAUCUCUGUCUUUGAAAAAUACUUUUGGAAAAUUUUCAACAUUACAUUAAAAUAAGUCUUGCUUUCUAUUUCUCUGCUUCUUUCAGAAAAGGAAAACUUUGUUUUUCUUGUCAUGUGCUAUGAGAAGAUGUUAAAAAGAAGUUCUUCUUUAUGUCCACACUACUGAACAUUUUCGGUUAAAAUUCAGUAAAAUUGAAUUCUGGUAAUUGAGAGACUUUCUUUCUGUUUAUUUACAGUAUUCUUUCAGUGUAAUUCAUUGAAAUAGUACUCAUUUCAAAAAGUUUCCUCAACUCUGGAAAUUUAAAUAACAUUUUAAAAUGUCAGUCAUGUUAAUACAUCCUUCUUUCCUUCUGUAAGAUUGCAAUCAUUGUUUUUAUUAAAGGCAGAGAUAAAACC